Messenger RNA from Oncorhynchus kisutch (coho salmon), 5246 nucleotides. RefSeq names its product zinc finger protein 135-like. The annotation marks the transcript as partial. Gene Ontology annotation, molecular function: DNA-binding transcription factor activity, RNA polymerase II-specific; RNA polymerase II transcription regulatory region sequence-specific DNA binding. NCBI's taxonomy places the organism in Eukaryota, Metazoa, Chordata, Actinopteri, Salmoniformes, Salmonidae. Gene Ontology annotation, cellular component: nucleus. Gene Ontology annotation, biological process: embryo development; regulation of transcription by RNA polymerase II. The record is from RefSeq and is a predicted model, not a curated record. The transcript has a single exon.
GAGAGAUUCUGUAUUCCUGCACUGACUGUGGGAAGAGCUUCACAACAUCAAGGGCUCUGACAGUUCAUCAGAGAGUGCACACAGGAGAGAAGCCUUACUCCUGCUCCGACUGUGAAAAGAGUUUCUCCCGAUUGGAUAAGUUAAAUAGGCACCAACUAAUACACACAGGAGAAAAGUCUUACUUCUGCUCUGACUGUGGGAAUUGUUUCGCCCAAUUUAAUACCUUAAAAUCUCACCAGCGUAUGCACACAGGAGAGAAGCCUUACUCCUGCUCUGACUGUGGGAAGAGUUUCUCUCAACUGGGAAGCUUACAAACACACCAACGUAUUCAUACAGGAGAGAAGCCUUACUCCUGCUCUGACUGUGGGAAGAGCUUUAGAACAUCAGGGGCUCUGACAGUUCAUCAGAGCGUGCACACUGGAGAGAAGCCUUACUCCUGCUCUGACUGUGGGUGCAGAUUCUCUCAACGGAGAAACUUAAAAAACCACCAACAUAUACACACAGGAGAGAAGCCUUACUCUUGCUCUGACUGUGUAAAAUGCUUCACAACAUCAUAUGAGCUAACAGUUCACCGGAGAACACACACAGGAGAGAAUCCUUACUUCUGCUCUGACUGUGGGAAGAGUUUCUCCCUAUUGGAUACCUUAAUCAAACAUGAACGUAUACAUACAGGAGAAAAGCCUUACUCCUGCUCUGACUGUGGGAAGAGUUUCUCUCAACAGAGUAACUUAAAAAGACACCAACGUUCACAUACAGGAGAAAAGCCUUACUCCUGCUCAGACUGUGAAAAGAGUUUUUCCCAAUUGGAUAAGUUAAAUAGUCACAAGCGAAUACACACAGGAGAGAAGCCUUACUCGUGCUCUGACUGUGGGCAAAAUUUCUCUCAACACAGCAGCUUAAAGAAACACCAACGUAUACACACAGGAGAAAAGCCUUACUUCUGCUCUGACUGUGGAAAAUGCUUCACAACAUCAUCUGAGCUAACAGUUCACCAGAGAACACACACAGGAGAGAAGCCUUACUUCUGCUCUGACUGUGGAAAAUGCUUCAAAACAUCAUCUGAGGUAACAGUUCACCGGAGAACGCACACAGGAGAAAAGCCUUACUCCUGCGCUGAAUGUGGGAAGAGUUUCUCUCAACAGAGCAACUUAAAAAAACACCAAUAUUUACAUGCAGGAGAAAAGCCUCACUUCUGCUCUGACUGUGGGAAUUGUUUUACCCAAUUAUAUACCUUAACAUGUCACAAGCGUAUACAUACAGGAGAGAAGCCUUACUCCUGCUCUGACUGUGGGAAAAAUUUCUCUCAGCACAGCAGCUUAAAGAAACACCAACAUAUACAUAAAGGAGAAAAGCCUCAUCAGUUCUCUCAGACCAGCUAAGAUUAAAGUCCAUCACUUAAUUCUCAUGUCAUAAAGCAAGUGGUAACACUGAAUUGGAUCCUAUUGUUUCUCACUGUGAGAACUGUGCAGAGGAAAUGGAGAAUUAGAGAAUGUUAGCCUCUCUUUACUAAUCAGUGUACACCUUGUCAGUUUUGGUGUGUUUUGUUAGCUUCUACUGUAAAGAUAUUGAGAUGACCUUGGAUUUGUCGUUAAGGUUGAAUAACCUCUGCGGUUUCUCUUGUUGAAAAUAUGGAGUCUGAUGGUUGACCUGGUGGUGCUGCUUCCCUCUGCAGUUUUCUGUGGGAAUAAGCUAGUAGACACAACAUGUAUCAGAUAGAGAUGGUGUGAGGAUCAGUUUUCACCUUUUGUUUGGGUGGAUUUUUUUUUUUGACUACUAAGGGACUGUAAGGUAUUUAUAAUAAGGGAUACCUGGAGAAAAUCAUAUCUCUGAAAUGGAAAUGGAUGGCCCUCCCUUCAUUUAAAUAUAUUUUUACCCGACCCUCCCUGAACACUUGACAACAAAAAAAACAAGUGACCCUCCCCUACACCCAAAAUAAUAAUUUAAAUAUGAAGUGGAUUGCAGAGAACUUGCCUACUGUUUACCCUCACUCCUUGGACAGACCAGAGUCUUAGAUAUGCCGUUUUAGAAACUGUUCUGCGUUUUGUAAGCGUUACAUGGCAAAGUAGCCAGAAGGUUGUGGUUUCGCAGAACACCGUGGAUAAGGGUAGGGGUGAACAUACAGGUCCCUCCACUAAUAUUGGGACACUUGGUAAAUAUGAGCAAAACGGGUUGUGAAAAAAAUGUGUUUGCUGUUUAUCCUCUUGGUGUUUCAUUCAAAAUAUUUACAAAAAUCAAACCUUUGAAUUAAAGUAAAAUGAUUGAAAAAAAUACAUGUGAAAUAAAUGUUUUUCUUCAAAACAUGUGUUGCACAAUUAUUGGCACCCCUAGAAAUGAUUAUGAGUCAAAUCUAACUGAAGUAUCUUCCCAUUCAUAUUUUACCUUCUUAAGUUCACCUGAGCGAUUAGGAACACUUAAGUGGUAAGCCAUGACUUCCUGUUUCACUGGGGUGUAAAUAUAUGGUGACACACAGGCCAAGGUCCGAUAGUCAUCCAUCACUAUUGGAAAGAUGUGAUAAUGUGCGACAAAUGGUUGUUGAACUGCACAUUUCCACUAUCAGGGCAAUAAUUAAGAAAUGUAAAGUUACCGGAGAUGUUAACAAUGGGCCUGGAAGAGGACAUGUGUCUAUAUUGACCCCACGCACAGUGAGGAGGAUGGUUCGAGUGGCAAAAAACAUCUCCAAGGAUCACAGCUGGAGAAUUACAGAUGUUAGUUGGGUCUUGGGGUCAGAAAGUCUCCAAAACUACAAUCAGAUGCCACCUACAUAACCACAAGUUGUUUGGGAGGGUUGCCAUAAAAACGCCUUUGCUGUCAUCAAACAACAAACUCAAGCGCCUACAGUUUGCCAAACAUUACUGGAUCUUUCAAUGGGACCAGGUUCUAUGGUCAGAUGAGACCAAAAUAGAGCUUUUUGGAAACAAACACCAGAGGUGGGUUUGGUGUAGACAGAAAGAUAUCCAUACAGAAAGUACCUCAUCCCCACUGUGAAGUCUGGUGAUGGAUCUUUGAUGUUGUGGGGCUGUUUUUCUUCCAAAGGACCUGGACCACUUGUGGGGAUACAUGGUAUCAUGGACUCCAUCAAGUACCAGCAGAUAUUACAUCUAAACCGGACUGCCUCUGUUAGGAAGCUUAAACUGUGCCGUGGUUGGAUCUUCGGGCAGGACAAUGAUCCAAAGUACACCCCAAAAUCAACACAAAAAAUGGUUUACUGACCACAAAGUCAAGGUUUUGCCAUGGCCAUCCCAGUCCCCUGACCUGAACCCCAUAGAAAACCUGUGGGAUGAGGUGAUGAGGAGAAUCCACAAGUGUGGGCCUCGGAAUCUGAAGGAUCUAGAGAGAUUCUGUAUAGAGGAAUGGUCUCAGAUCCCUUGCCAUGUGUUCUCCAACCUCAUUACGCAUUAUAGGAGAAGACUCAGAGCUGUUAUCUUGGCAAAGGAAGGUUGCACAAAGUAUUGAAUGAAGGUGUCAAUAAUUGUGGCACCUUGAAACGUCCUUGUCACCUUGAAAAGUCCUUGUUUUUGGAAGAAAAGCACAUUUAAAAUAACAUAAAAUUGAAAAUAUUCAACCCUAAUGGUGAUUGGAGGAAUUGGCUGACACAAUCUAUGGAUAGUUGACUAUAAUUACAUCUGUCAAACAGGUGCAGGUCUACCUCUUAUUUAUUAAAUAGGAAGAUAUAUUCUCCAACACAAAGCUAGACCUUCUCGAAUUAGUCUACUUUCAGCACUCAUCCGUUGUCCAUCUGUAAUGUAAUUUACUCUAAUAUGGCUUAUGGAGAUCAAUAACUCAAUAGCUUCAUUAUAUUGUUUUAAUUCAAAUCAAUUAUAGUCGUAGCUCUAGUUUUCCUCGUCUUCAGGUUCCCCCUCUCCAACUGAACAGGACAUCAGUAGGCCUAGUCCGCGCACACAGAUUUUUUUAUUUUUUUCAAAUCAAAUGUUAUUUGUCACAUACAACAGUGAAAUGCUUACUUACAAGCCCUUAACCAACAAUGCAGUUUUAAGAAAGUGCCACCGUACACAGCACAGUCAUUGGUAGGUAGCACUGAAGGGUUUACCUCAGCAAGAACAGGGCAACAGAUUACAUUUUUAUUUUAUUUAACUAGGCAAGUCAGUUAAAUAGCAUGCUCUAGAGGCAAUGUAUGGUAUUGCUGUAUAAGUGAGUUAGCAUGUUUUAGAUGUAAUGUAUGGUAUUGCUGUAUAAGUGAGUUAGCUAGCAUGCUAGAGAGGCAACGUAUGUUAUUGCUGUAUAAGUGAGUUAGCAUGUUUUAGAUGUAAUGUAUGUUAUUGCUGUAUAAGUGAGUUAGCUAGCAUGCUAUAGAGGCAAUGUAUGGUAUUGCUGUAUAAGUGAGUUAGCUAGCAUGCUUUAUUUGCAAUGUAUGGUAUUGCUGUAUAAGUGAGUUAGCUAGCAUGCUAGAGGCAAUGUAUGGUAUUGCUGUAUAAGUGAGUUAGCUAGCAUGCUAUAGAGGCAACGUAUGUUAUUGCUGUAUAAGUGAGUUAGCAUGUUUUAGAUGUAAUGUAUGUUAUUGCUGUAUAAGUGAGUUAGCUAGCAUGCUAUAGAGGCAAUGUAUGGUAUUGCUGUAUAAGUGAGUUAGCUAGCAUGCUAUAGAGGCAACGUAUGUUAUUGCUGUAUAAGUGAGUUAGCUAGCAUGCUAUAGAGGCAAUGUAUGGUAUUGCUGUAUAAGUGAGUUAGCUAGCAUGCUAUAGAGGCAACGUAUGUUAUUGCUGUAUAAGUGAGUUAGCUAGCAUGAUAUACAUGUAAUGUAUGUUAUUGCUGUAUAAGUGAGUUUGCUAGCAUGCUCUACAGGCAAUGUAUGGUCUUGCUAUAUAAGUGAGUUAGCUAGCAUGCUAUAAAUGUAAUGGCCGCAUUAGCUAAUACACCGUUGUUGUUACAGAUUCAUGCCAUCGACAGCCAUCAACAUCAUUGAGCCCUGCACAUCUAUGUAAGAGUGGCAGGUAGCCUAGCGUUUAGAGCGUUGGGCCAGUGAAACCAAAAGUGAAAAAUCUGGCGAAGUGCCCUUGAGCAAGGCACUGAAGAAGAAAUUAUUAUUUAAAACCCAGACGACCUUGGGCCAAUUGUGCGCCACCCUAUGGGACUCCCAAUCACGGCCGGAUGUGAUGCAGCCUGGAUUGGGAACGCCUAUCCAUUGCAGUGUAGCCUAGUUUUAUAUAUACACUGCUCAAAAAAAUAAAGGGAACACUAAAAUAACACAUCCUAGAUCUGAAUGAAUGAAAUAUUCUUAUUAAAUACUUUUU